CGUACUGAUGAUGUCGUCUAGUCUGACGACGAAACGUCUGCAGCCAAAUCAACCAGCUCGGAGAAAACCCGCAUACCCGCAUCCACAUCCCGAGCUACAAAUUUUCUCACGGAUUUCUCGAAGAUACUCUUUUCGCGAUUUACCUGGAACUUGCAUUUCAAUUUCAUGGUAUGUAGGACGCUCGGAAAAUUCGACGCCGCAGUCGUUAAGCAACUGCUUGAAUCGUAGUUGGGGCCGAACCUGGAACCCGUUAUUCAAAAGUGGAAAUGCCAGCAGGAACGCCGUUUCACCGUGCACCAAAAUACCUAACGUAAGGCGACAAGGAAAGUCAAAGCGCUGUCACAGCUACCGUGCGAUCUAAGACCGCAAAACAUAAGAGUGUACAACGGACGUUGUCGGCGUCUACAGGGCUAUCACAUAAUGUUGUGUCAUAUCCUAAAAAAACUCCAAGCACACUUGCCACCGUCUUCUGAAACCCAGACAAAAUGUCUCAGUUCAAGCGGGCUACACAAUACAGUCUAGUUGAAGAACUGUUACUCCCUUCCAACGCAUGUAUUUAUUGCUUCACAUUAUCAUUAUGUAAAGGACGACCGAGUGACACACUGGCGCAUCUACAUUGCGUAGUCUAAUCCGUAAUCAUGGAAUGACUGCAUCAGCACAGAACAAAUAGUGGACUGUAUCAGACACUUCUUAAACUCCAAGCAGGAAUGUUUAUAUUCAUGCUACUGCAAAUCUCCUGGUGAGUUCCGAGACACGUGCGUUAUGGCCAUUCUUCCCAUUUUAUUAUUCUCACUCUCAUGGGACUUGUCAAGUAAUAAAAAUAAACCAUAAUAUAAUAUUAA
Dicrocoelium dendriticum is the source of this 842-nucleotide messenger RNA. The record is from the annotation of a GenBank genome assembly. Lineage: Eukaryota; Metazoa; Platyhelminthes; Trematoda; Plagiorchiida; Dicrocoeliidae.